This is a messenger RNA of Drosophila melanogaster (fruit fly), 977 nucleotides long. RefSeq lists its product as uncharacterized. Bases 19 to 837 code for a protein of 272 amino acids. The transcript is spliced from 4 exons. The record is from RefSeq and is marked reviewed. NCBI's taxonomy places the organism in Eukaryota, Metazoa, Arthropoda, Insecta, Diptera, Drosophilidae. Gene Ontology annotation, molecular function: acyltransferase activity, transferring groups other than amino-acyl groups; acetyltransferase activity; transferase activity.
UUGCGAAAGGUUGUCGUCAUGUCGACGGAGAAUUCGUUGGUUGAAAUUCCACGCGGCGAAUGGACUAAACUGCGAGAUUUGUAUGUGGCCAGAGAUACGGAUCCCCAAGGCUAUCCGUGCAUAAAUAAUUUCAUUAAGUGGGUGGAGAUAGACCCGCAAUUGAAGGUCAAUUUCCUAUCGUUGAAUGGCGACUGGCAGAGCGAUGGAACCUUUGUUCUAACGCUACGUUCGGAUACUCAUAUGAACCACAUUUACUUCAACACACUGAGCGAAAAUUUGGAUCGAGUGACGAAAGCGUUAGAAUGCCUCAAGUCCAUUGAGAAUGAAUACGAUUUCUUUGGGUUUUCUACGCGAUUGAAACCUGUGGUGGAGUAUAUUGGCAACAAAUAUUAUGCCAACAAGAAGCUGCACACUGUGGAUACCGUUUGGUACGCGGCCAGCAAAGAACUCGUAGAUACAUUUAACAUUCAUCUACAGCACUUGACCAUCGAAGAUGCCGAAAUCAUCAAUGAAAACUGGCCACAUAAUAAACCCGGCUCUAUAGACUUUGUGAGAAGUUUAAUUAAAUAUAAUAUUAAUUUGGGUGCUUAUGACGACAAGGGAAAGUUGGUUGCCUGGUGUCUGCGAUUGCCGAUUGGAUCCCUGGGUCUGCUGCAGGUUCUGGAGUCACAUAAACGCCUUGGUCUCGGCAGCUUGCUGGUGAAGUCGAUGGCUAAGAAGAUUUCCGCAGCGGGAGAUCAAGUUUUGGCGCCAGUAGUAACGAAGAACACCCCCUCGAGGAGCAUGUUCGAGAAACUGGGUUUCCGUGCUAUAGACAAUACAUACUGGGCUGCCUAGCAACUGAGAAGAAGCCAAAAACUAACAUAAAUAUUAUUAAAAUAAAUAUAGUGUAGGAAAUGAUUGGUUUUUUAAUAAUAAAGAAGAGUGAAUCAGCUCAUUCAAUUAUAGCUGAGCACCCAUGAAUUUGAGCUUGAAUU